CAGUUCAGACGCUCCCAGGCGGUCUGAUCCAGGGCAGCAUCCAGCCCGCUGCCGUCACCUCUGCGCACUCUCCUCUGCCUUUGCAAUGCCGGCGCUGGCUGUUCUGACCUUCUGCGCAUUCUUCGGGGGGACACAGACGGCAGAUUUCAACAUUUCCAGUCUCUCUGGUGUCCUCUCACCAGCAUUUGCCGAGAGCCUCCUAAUGGCAGUGCCCCCAUGCCAAUUCACCAGGGCAAAUGCCAGCAUCCACAUCAUACAUCCCAAUGGAACCACAGACGUCAGGCACUUCACUGUGCCCCUGUGCCGUGGUAGGCGUGAGCUCGUCAGCGUGGUGGACAGCACUGGGGGCUUCACUGUGACCAGACUGGAUGCUUACCAGAUCACAAGACUGACUCCAGGACAGACGUACACCAUUUCUUACUCCGUCUUCAACAAAGACCGUUCUGUAUCCAAAAGCAACAGCAUUGCCAUGGGCACUUUGCAUAGUGCCCUGGGCUCUCUCUCCCUCAGGAAUGGAUUACAGAAGCAUACCUGUGGACAUGUCACGCAGCGGAGGAAUGGUGGUGAUCACAGUUCUCCUCUCCAUCGCCAUGUUUGUCUUGGUUGCUGGCCUCACUGCCAUGCUGGCAAUCACAAGAUGCAAGUGAAGCAGGACUGCCUGGACACGCCGAGGCAGCGGCUUCCCCUGCAGAGUCACGCUGCCAUGAGAACUCAUGAGGGUGACCUGCAAAGGAGCACAGUCUGGCCGCUACCUCCUCUUUUCUUUUUGUUUCUGUUUCUUGUGGGUAGAAACGCCUGGAUAACCUUCCUUGUAAAGUAAAGUAUUUUCCUCCUUGUUUGUUACCUUAGAAGCUCAGGCCUUGGCUGCCCCGUUUGCUCUGGAGGCCUGGGAACGAUUGGAGAACAAGCAGGAUUUUAACAUCUGG
Messenger RNA from Gavialis gangeticus (Gharial), 926 nucleotides. RefSeq names its product uroplakin 2 (gene UPK2). The record is from RefSeq and is a predicted model, not a curated record. The coding region runs from base 86 to 820 and encodes 244 amino acids. The transcript is spliced from 5 exons. Lineage: Eukaryota; Metazoa; Chordata; Crocodylia; Gavialidae.